Linum tenue is the source of this 631-nucleotide messenger RNA. NCBI's taxonomy places the organism in Eukaryota, Viridiplantae, Streptophyta, Magnoliopsida, Malpighiales, Linaceae. The record is from the annotation of a GenBank genome assembly.
AUUUUCUGUCUGCUAGCAACCUCAAGUUCCAUCCCCCAUAAGGAUUACCUGCCAAGGCCAGGGAGUGCCUCAGCCAGAAACACAGAGACAGCAAAUUGCAGUACAAUAUCAGAUGAGGGACAAGACAGCCAUGCAGGAACUCGAUUCCGAACACUUGAAAUGGCGUGGUAGUGUGAGAGCAAUCGUGGAUGCAACUAUAGACAAAGUGUGGGGCAUGGUUUCACAGACCAAGAGACUCCCAGAGUGGAUGCCAAUGGUCGAGAGGUGCACAGACCUCGCCGGAGAAGAAGGGCAGGUGGGUUAUGUGCGGUUAGUCUCCGGGUUCAUGUUCCCUCAAGAAGAUGGUGAAAGAUCAUGGAUCAAGGAGAAGUUGAUCUCCAUUGACCCAUCAUCCCACAGCUAUGCUUACAAGAUGGAAGCCAGCAAUGUUGGUCUGGAUGGUUCUGUGAACAAGCUCAAGCUUGUUGAUUAUGGGGGCCAAGGAUCAAGUACACUAGUUGUCUGGUCAUUUGAGAUAGACCCUUUGGAAGGUGUAUCUCAAGAUGGUAUUAUAGACUUUUUGGGGUUUGUUUACAAGUCUUCCAUUGCUAGGAUUGGUAAUGCCAUUCAAGCUGGAGCAACCCUAGCCUAA